AAGUUUUUUUUGAUGAAUUAUAAAUUGUAAGUUGGUGAGGUAUCUAAGAACAGGAACCAACCAUUCGCCAACUCACGGUUCUCAAAAAAACCUCAGGUUUUGAGCUCUUGAUCUGCUGGAUUUGUUGUCACUUUGUGGAAAUCGGUUCCUGUGUUCUCAGAUUCGUUGGAAGUGUCAACUGGUUUUCAUUUUCCGAAUCAAAACUCUUGCCGUAGAGCUCAAACAAAAUCAAGGUAUAGUUAUUGUGACCAGUGGAGCUACAAUCUAGUUUCCGCUUAAUGUUUCCUUGAUUUCGGCUUGUGAAGAAAAAAAAUAAGAGGUUUUGAUUUCUAACACGGGUGACUUUCAGUUUGGAUAGCAAUAAUUUUUCUGAGAAAAUGGGGAUCCCAAGUAUAAAAAAGUAUCUUUCGUGAUGUAUCUGCUAAACUUGUGUUAAGACAUAGUGAGAUUUCUGUGAGAUUUUCGUCUGAUCAUGGAGAAAUAGGUUGCAGAAUACAAGGCAUUGUAUUUUUUUUGAGAUUUACCGUAAAGUUCAGGGAACUUUUGUGUAUGAUCAUGGAGAGGCAGAGUAGCUUUAAGGGUGCUACGAUGGAGAAACAACAGAGUUUUCGCGAGGUAGAUGAAAAGAAGGCUCAUCCUCGUGGGGCAAUGGAAAAACAGCUGAGUUUUCGAGGGGUUAUGGAGAAGCAGAAGAGUUUUCGAGGAUUUAUGGAGAAACAGAAAAGCUUUCGGAUAGUGAUGGAGAAGCAGUUGAGUUUCAUAGGUGGUGAGAGGAAGAAAGGCAAGGACUCACCGGGAAAAAGGGGCGACUUGCCCUUCCAUUUGGCGGCUCGGGCAGGGAAUUUAAGUAGAGUGAGAGAGAUCCUUCAGACUUGUGAUGGUAAUGAGGCAAAGGAAUUGUUGGCGAAGCAGAACCAAGAGGGGGAAACUGCCCUUUAUGUUGCGGCAGAGAAUGGGCAUGCUUUGGUUGCUGGCGAGAUGUUGAAACAUUUGGACCUGCAAACUGCAUCUAUUGCUGCAAGGAACGGCUAUGAUCCAUUCCAUGUUGCCACGAAGCAGGGCCAUCUUGAGGUGUUGAAGGAACUUUUGCAUGUGUUCCCCAACUUGGCCAUGACUACAGAUCUCUCCAAUUCAACUGCCUUACACACAGCUGCUAUUCAGGGGCACAUUGAUGUAGUCAACCUUCUUUUGGAAACAGACUCCAACCUCAUUAAGAUUGCCAGGAACAACGGCAAGACUGUUCUUCAUUCGGCAGCAAGGAUGGGACACUUGGAGGUUGUGAAGUCCCUGCUAAACAAAGACCCAAGCACUGGUUUUAGGACUGAUAAAAAAGGCCAAACUGCAUUGCACAUGGCUGUGAAAGGGCAAAACAAAGAGAUUGUGCUGGAAUUGAUAAAACCUGAUUCAUCAGUUUUGAGUCUGGAGGAUAAUAAGGGAAACACAGCAUUGCAUAUUGCCAUAAGUAAGGGCCGUAUUCAGAAUGUACGUUGUUUGUUAUCAGUUGAGGGUAUAGACAUCAAUGUAAUGAACAAGACUGGAGAGACCCCGCUUGACAUCGCAGAAAAAUAUGGAACUCCAGAGCUCGUCUCUGUUUUAAGGGAAGCAGGGGCCACCAAUUCUAAAGACCUAGGAAAAACUCCAAGUGCAGCAAAGCAACUUAAGCAGACAGUCAGUGACAUAAAACACGAUGUCCGAACACAACUUCAACAGACACAUCAAACUGGUGUCAGGGUCCAAAAAAUUGCAAGGAGGCUAGAAAAGCUUCACAUCAGUGGACUCAACAAUGCUAUAAACUCUGCAACUGUAGUUGCUGUUCUCAUAGCUACCGUUGCUUUUGCAGCCAUCUUUACUGUACCUGGCCAGUACGUUGAGGAGAAAACAGAGGGGACUUCGCUUGGACAGGCCCAUAUAGCAAAAAAAGCGGCUUUCCUACUCUUCUUUGUGUUUGAUAGCCUGGCAUUAUUUAUUUCCCUGGCUGUUGUUGUAGUCCAAACAUCUGUGGUUGUGAUAGAACAGAAGGCGAAGAGGCAGCUUGUGUUUGUGAUUAACAAACUAAUGUGGCUGGCUUGUCUCUUCAUUUCAGCUGCCUUCAUUUCUCUGACAUACGUGGUGGUGGGCUUGCAUGGCCAAUGGCUUGCUGUGUGCACUACAGUAAUAGGUUGCACAAUCAUGCUCACUACCAUUGGCUCCAUGUGCUAUUGUGUCAUUUUACAUAGAAUGGAGGAGAAGAAAUUGAGGAACAUAAGGAAAACUGAGAGCCGAUCAUAUUCUUUGUCUAUUUCUAGGGCCUCGGAUCCUGAAAUUUUGAACAGUGAAUAUAAGAGGAUGUAUGCACUCUGAGGUCAAUGGCGGAGAAAUACAGAAGUUGGAUGGAUGGGGCGGGCUGUCAUUCCUCAAUCUAUAGCUUAACAUAAUCAUCUGCUCCUCCGGCUCAAGUAAACAAUAUAUGAAGAUAUGAAACAAGCACCUGUCAUCAGCAAACUAGAGCCCAGAGCGUCAUCUCGUGCUGGCUUUGCACCUUCACAUGAACACUUCACAUUUCCCUCAUAUGUCAGGUCCCUAAGUAUUGACAUGCCACGACAUAGAUAAGCAAUCAAACUAUAUCCUAAAGUUGAUAUAGAGUUUGCUAGAAGCUCACCAGCAGAUUAAGGUGUGAACAAUUAAUGCCUGUUUUUGAGUUUAUGCAUAAUCCAUUUAUGUGCAAAUGAUGUUGUGGCUUAUGUGUGUUGAUUGGGACAUUGUGUAUCAUAAGGUUCAGUUAGUGUGCCAUGCUACCUUGGCAUGGGGCCUUAGAAA
Molecule: messenger RNA, 2796 nt
Organism: Juglans microcarpa x Juglans regia
Lineage: Eukaryota; Viridiplantae; Streptophyta; Magnoliopsida; Fagales; Juglandaceae
Product: ankyrin repeat-containing protein At5g02620-like
Exons: 3
Coding region: 550-2340 (596 amino acids)
Cellular component (GO): plasma membrane
Molecular function (GO): protein phosphatase 1 binding; protein phosphatase regulator activity
Source: RefSeq, a predicted model, not a curated record